AUGAUUUCGACAAACAGAUCAUUUUGGUUCGUGCUCACACUGUGUAUUACUGAAGCCGUUUUCGUGUCUGCUAUUCCACCGCGAGACGACUUUCCCGAAUGUCUGACCUCUGGUAUAAACUACGCGAGCAGACCGAAUCAAGUUGGGAACAGCGCGCGAGUAUCCUGUGAUUCUCGGGGUGGUGCCGAUCCACUGCCUACUCUGGUGUUAAUGCGGGGAACCGAAGUGUUGAAUGGUACACGGGAAGACGACGACCGUCAGGAAUUAUCGCGAAUUUCAUACGCUUGGCAAAUGUCGUGGAUGGACAAUGGAGCUACAAUUACCUGCCAAGAAACACACCCGGAACUACCAGAACCCAGAUAUUGUGAGAUUGAACCGAUGAGAGUAAGUCACCCACCCGUUAUAUUCAUUACACCGGACGAUAUAAUACAAGUCAGCAUGGGACAAAGCCUAACAUUAACGUGUGAAGCCAUUGCCAGUCCUGGCAUAAGUGACAUAGAGUGGCGAUUCGACGAUUCAACCGAUCUUCCCGAUGAACUCCGAUAUGAGAUCACUACCGACACAGAACUGACAUUGACAAUAACAAAUUUCCAACCUAGCGAUUUAUUAUAUACUCUGAGUUGUUGGGCUAAAAACACCAAAGGCAGAACGUCACACGUAGUAGAGCUUGUGGAUUUGAGCUAUCCGCUGCCAGACUAUCCCAAGUGCACCUCAACAGAUCUAGAUGUGAAUGACUAUUAUUAUACGGAUACCUACAACAAAAGAUGGACUAGUACCUAUAGUUUAACUUUAGACAAAGAUGACAAUGGAAUCACUUUCACUUGUACGGAAACUCAUCCUAGACUUUACUUUCCGAGAACAUGCACAAUUGGGCCAAUUAAUGUACAGUAUAUGCCAAUUGUUACAUUAAAUCCGACAAGUAAAGAAGCAGGCAUUGGUGACACUGUGUUUUCUACAUGUACUGCAACUGGUAACCCAUUACCGUCUUCAGUUCAAUGGUAUUUUAAUGGUGUUACCAUGGUACCAGAUACCAGAUAUGUUGUGUCCUCAUCUGCAUCAACAUCAUCUUUGACCAUAUAUGGUCUACAAAGAAAAGACUUUGACCAGAGUAUCACGUGUCGAGCUACAAAUACCAUUGGAACACGAACUGUGUAUUUUUCACUGACAUCAGAACCAACAACAACAAUACCUACAACAACAGUGAGCGAUUCAAUUCCAUAUGACGGUUUUCCUGAUUGCACAUAUUAUCCAAAUAGCCUAAUACUUAUUGAAGGGACCACUGUGAGCCUCCAAUGUGAAUCACGUGGUGGUGAUGUACCAUCUGAACUUACCUGGGCACAAGAUACUUCCCCUAUCACGGGUUUAUUCUCCAUUGAUUUGUCCAAUAAAAUAUGGAUAAAUACCUAUGAUUUCAUCGUGACACAAGAUGAUAAUGGCGCUAUUUUUAUCUGCAGUGAAAGCCAUCCCAACCUUCCAGACAUCCGCACUUGUACAAUUGGUCCAUUGAAUAUACAGUACAAACCUGUUGUCACAGUUGAUCCAGAAAUAUAUCAAGCCUCAUUAGGUGAUACUGUAUCAUUCUACUGCCAGGCAUUUUCAAAUCCCCUUGCAAUGGUACAGUGGUAUGUGAAUGGAGUGCCACAGUUGCCAUACAGGUAUACCGCAUCUUCUGGGACAUUGACGAUAAAUAAUGUUAAACAGAGUGAUGUCAAUAACAUGAUUCGUUGCCAUGCAACAAAUACAAUUGGUACAACAUUCAAAGAAGUGCGAUUAUUAUUAUCUGCUGUAACUACUAUACCAACUACAACACAGGACCUAGAUAUACCUUACCCAAAUUAUCCACAAUGCUCUAUACAAGGAUUGAACACUGCUCCAUCUAUUAACAUUGUUGGUAGUCAGAUUGAGAUCACAUGUGAAUCCCGUGGUGGGAAUACUCCCCCUCAGUUAGUUUGGAAACAAAGUGGCGGCGAAUUAGAUGCAAGCUGUAACAACAACAUUGCUUCAGCAACUUGGACUUGUACACACAUACGGACAUUGAAAAGAAGUGAUAACAAUGUUGUCUUAACUUGUGAAGAAACACAUCCUCAGUUGCAGCAAACCAGAUCUUGCUAUAUCGGGCCACUUAAUGUUGUAUAUCCACCAUUCCUGGUCAUAAAUCCACAACAGGUAGAGGCAAGGAAUGGCGAACUGUUAAUAUUUACAUGUGUGGCAGAGGGAAAUCCAAGAAUAACCAAUCAUGAGUGGUAUUUCAAUGGUGAAACAACCAACCCAGAUCCAGCUCGUUACACUAUUAACUCUGAUAGUGGUAUUUUAUAUCUUACUAUAUAUAAUGUGCAACAUGGUGAUGCUUUACAGACAAUCAGUUGUCGGGCUUCUAAUCAAUACGGGACAACUUCCACCAAUAUCAGAAUAGAUUUCCUGCAACCCACAAUGUUACCAACCACCACAGAGGAGGGCAGUGAUAAGCCCAUUGAGGGGUAUCCAGUUUGUACCACCAGUGGUAUUCUUUCCCAGAUGAAUAUUGCUGGUACAAAUGUAUCAAUCACGUGUGAGUCACGAGGUGGGAGUGAACCAUCACAACUACGAUUGAAGAGGUGGAAUGUUGAUCUUGAAGCUGAAAUCAACAAUGAUUUAGUAAAUUCUAUAUGGCAGAGUAGUUUUGCAUGGACUCUUGACUGGGAGGACAAUGGUGCAUUGUUCAGCUGCCGGGAAACACAUCCGAAUCUAGCUGGAGAACGUAUAUGCACUAUUGGUCCUUUGAACGUAGGAUACUCACCAAAAGUUACCAUUGAGCCUCGGAGUAUGCAGGCUAACUUGGGUGAUGUUAUAUCCGCCACCUGUUCUGUCAUUAGUCAUCCAUCAGUGACGUCACUUAAGUGGCUUUUCAAUGGAGAAACAACACUACCAGAUUCAGACCGUUAUAUUAUAAGUGAGACAAAUAGUAUUGUUUGGUUAACAAUAAUGGGUAUUCAAAGGUCUGACUUCUCUAUUACAAUUAUGUGCGCAGCAACAAACUCCAUCAGCACUACUUUAGAACCCGUUUUACUGCAGCCUGCUUUCACAGUCACUUCAGAGGCACCAGUUAUUGUGACGAUGCCUACAGAGGAACCAACACUACCCAACAAUCCUUCAUGUUCAUCAGAUGGAAUUCGCCAUGGAAACCAACCAAAUAUGGCUGGGGACACUGUUGUAAUCAUGUGUCAGUAUCCCAGUGGAUAUCAAUCACCCGAGCUUGACUGGUUCCGAAAUGACGAACUUCUUGAGAUCAACUCUGUCUUGGAUUAUGUAAAUAAUGUUUGGACAAAGCAGUAUCGCUGGGUGUUAUCCCCUCAGGACAAUAGGAUGAUAUUUACAUGUAAAUUAACACAUCCAGGUUUAUCAGAAUCAGGAUCAUGCCAAAUUGGACCUAUAAAUGUUGAGUUUGCACCGAUUAUAACAAUUUCACCAAUUGAAAUAACAGUAGUAUUCGGACAGAAUGUUGUGUUCCAAUGUGAAUCAGAAGGUAAUCCGCAGCCUCUUACCUAUCUUUGGACAUUUGACGGCGAUUCCAGAAUUCCAGAUAACGCGCGUUAUAGCACCACCCUACAUGAAGGUGGAAUUAUGUUAUCCAUACAAAAUGUUAACCAGGAAGACGUGCUUAAAAACAUUGCUUGUGAAGCAGGCAACCAGAUUGGAAUUACUGUGGCUUUCAUCCACAUGGAAAUCUUACAAACAAUGUCCACAACUUGGUCUAUGGUCUUUACAGAAAAACUUUCAACUACACCGUCUCAGUACAUAACAGGAAUUAAACCACCUGAUUCUGGUUACCCUCUGUGUACCGCAGACGGUAUCCGGAUGGAUAAUACACCCAAUAUUGCAGGGAGCACAGUUGGCAUUACAUGCGAAUCCAGAGGUGGAUACCCAGCGCCAAACCUGGAAUUUAAACGUACUGGUGAGAUCCUUAAUUCUAGUUUGACUCUUGACUCUGGCAACAACAGGUGGAAAAUUACCUAUGAGUGGGAAUUGUCAUCACUGGACAAUUAUCAAACGAUUACAUGCUCAGAAUCCCACCCAAGUCGCCAGCGUCCACGUACGUGCAGUAUAGGACCUAUCAUCGUUGCCCAUCCUCCAACUGUCUUAGUCGACCCACAGGUAGUUGUAUGUAAAUUAGGUAUGAAGCUGCUUAUCAACUGCAAAGCAUCCGGGAAUCCCAGCCAGAUUCAGCAGAUUAGGUGGUUGUUUGAUGGAACCGAUAACGUUCCAGAUCCAGACAGGUUUUUUCGUUCGACUGACCAACAAUACAUAUGGUUAACAAUAAUUGAUAUUGAAGAAAUCGACUUCUCUUAUAGAAUAUCGUGCCAGGCUAGGAACUCUGUUGGCUCAUCGACAGUCAAUGUGCAUCUUAUUCCACCAGCCAACAUUACCAUACCCACAAGGAAGCCUGUAAUCACAAUUAAAUACCCAGACACAGGCAGAAAGCUUACCAAUGGUGGGACGCCGACUUCUCACAGUUAUUUUUUGUUUUUGUUUUCAUGCUUUGUAAUGUCAAUUGCCAGUAGAUGA
This is a messenger RNA of Saccoglossus kowalevskii, 4542 nucleotides long. Its product is annotated as hemicentin-1-like. The record is from RefSeq and is a predicted model, not a curated record. NCBI's taxonomy places the organism in Eukaryota, Metazoa, Hemichordata, Enteropneusta, Harrimaniidae.